GACGCCACGGACGUGUAUAUAGCUCGGUGCGCGGGAGGUUCGUAAAUAGUCUCUCUUGAGACAUCGAAGGCGUCCUUUGAGGAUAACGUGCUUGUGUGAUAGUGGCUUCCGAACUAACAAGGGUGUUCACGGAACAAUAAGAGCAAAUUCCACCAAAAUGAGUUACACAGCAGCGGAAAGCGUUGCCGCGAGCAGCACAUGGGCGGCAACCAGCAUGUUCUACAUGCUCCUCGUGCCUGCGCUCAUCCUCUGGUAUGCUUACUGGAGAAUGUCCAGGAGACACAUGUACGAAUUAGCCGAGAAAAUCAACGGACCCCCUGGCCUACCUCUUCUUGGAAAUGCCCUUGAAUUCACCGGCGGUUCUGAUGAUAUCUUCAAGAACCUCGUCUCGAAGAGCAUGGAUUACGACAAAGAAGGCAUGGUAAAGCUAUGGAUCGGGCCCAGGCUGCUGGUGUUCCUGUACGACCCCCGGGACGUCGAGCUGAUCCUCAGCAGCCACGUGCUCAUCGACAAGGCUGACGAAUACAGAUUCUUCAAGCCCUGGCUUGGAAACGGUCUUCUCAUCAGCACUGGUCAAAAGUGGCGCUCUCACCGCAAACUGAUCGCCCCCACCUUCCACUUGAACGUGCUGAAGAGCUUCAUCGACCUGUUCAACGCCAACUCCCGAGCUGUGGUAGAGAAGCUGAAGAAGGAGGCCGCAGACUUCGACUGCCACGACUACAUGAGCGAGUGCACCGUCGAAAUUCUGCUUGAAACCGCUAUGGGAGUCAGCAAGAGCACACAGGACCAGAGCGGCUUCGAAUACGCUAUGGCUGUCAUGAAGAUGUGUGACAUCCUACAUUUGAGACACACCAAGAUCUGGCUGAGACCUGACAUGCUUUUCGGCCUCACCCAAUACGCCAAGAACCAAACCAAGCUUCUGAGCACCAUCCAUGGGCUUACCAAAAAGGUUAUCUCAAGGAAGAAGGAAGAGUUCAAAUCUGGCAAGAAGACCACCAUCUUGAAUGAGUACACUGAGUCCAACUCAUCUUCUGCCGAACCUGCCAAGGAGACGUCGGUAGAGGGUCUGUCCUUCGGUCAGGCCGCUGGUCUGAAAGACGACUUGGACGUCGAGGACAAUGAUGUCGGACAAAAGAAGCGUCUGGCUUUCCUUGACUUGCUCUUGGAGAGCUCGCAAAGCGGAGUCGUUAUCUCCGACGAGGAAAUCAAGGAGCAAGUCGACACCAUCAUGUUUGAGGGUCACGACACCACUGCUGCCGGCAGCAGCUUCUUCUUGUCCAUGAUGGGAGUGCACCAAGACAUCCAAGACAAAGUUAUCGAGGAGCUCGACCAAAUCUUCGGGGACUCCGACCGCCCCGCCACUUUCCAAGACACCCUCGAGAUGAAAUACCUCGAAAGGUGUCUCAUGGAGACCCUCAGGAUGUACCCACCAGUACCUAUCAUCGCUCGACACAUCAAGCAAGACAUCACUAUGCCAUCCAACGGCAAGAAAAUACCCGCUGGCACCACCGUGAUCAUCACAACAUACAAGCUGCACCGCCGUCCCGACGUGUACCCCAACCCCAACAAAUUCGACCCUGACAACUUCCUUCCCGAGCGCUCUGCCAACCGCCACUACUACGCGUUCGUACCCUUCUCCGCCGGACCCAGGAGCUGCGUCGGACGUAAAUACGCCAUGCUGAAGCUCAAGAUCAUUCUCUCCACCAUCCUGAGAAACUUCCGCGUCCAGUCCGACCUCAAGGAAUCUGACUUUAAACUGCAGGCCGACAUCAUCUUAAAACGCGCAGAAGGUUUUAAAGUGAAGCUGCAGCCCCGCAAGAGGCUCGCGAAGGCUUGCUAACUCACGGGACUUUAACUAAAACGAAUUAAUACAUUUUUGAUAGGUACCCUAUUAGUAAGUGUUCACAUUUUUACGGUUCUUAGAAUUAGAACAAAGCUUGUGAUACCAGUACUGACUAAAUUAUUGUUGAUUAUAUUUUUAAGGACGUUGAAAAAAUGGUGGUAGCAUUCUUCACAGAAUAGUAAU
Messenger RNA from Cydia amplana, 2026 nucleotides. It is a transcript of the gene Cyp4g15, whose product is annotated as cytochrome P450 4g15. NCBI's taxonomy places the organism in Eukaryota, Metazoa, Arthropoda, Insecta, Lepidoptera, Tortricidae. The record is from RefSeq and is a predicted model, not a curated record. Gene Ontology annotation, molecular function: monooxygenase activity; oxidoreductase activity, acting on paired donors, with incorporation or reduction of molecular oxygen; heme binding. The transcript is spliced from 9 exons. The coding region runs from base 158 to 1840 and encodes 560 amino acids.